Cylicostephanus goldi is the source of this 311-nucleotide messenger RNA. The record is from the annotation of a GenBank genome assembly. NCBI's taxonomy places the organism in Eukaryota, Metazoa, Nematoda, Chromadorea, Rhabditida, Strongylidae.
AUGUAUUCUACCAUCAUCUUGCUCCUUGCCUCGAUUCUCUGCGGGUACGCACAAGAAGAACCUUUGUUAGGAGGAUUGACACCACAAGAUCCGGAAGACCCUAUGUUUAUGUUCAAAGCUUGGAAGGUCACCAAACAUAUCAACGACAAUCUGACAAUCAAUUCUGGUCCUUAUGUGAUAGUUCCAGUAAAGGUUACAAAAGCGGAGUCACAAGUUGUAAGCGGGAUCAGAUAUGUAUUUGAAGUCAUUUUCGGACAGUCUAAUUGCUUAAGACAUGUGAGUUCAUCACUUACGAAAAGCAUUACAUAACC